AGGCUCCUGCUUGGAGCAGGAUGAUGACUGACACUCAUUUGCCAGCUCUGGCUUUCUCUACUGAGUCUUGAAAAAGCUCUGAGAAGAAAGAUCGCUACCUCUGAGUACAGCACCAAACCACCUUGCAAAUGUUUUUUCUAUUGUGCAGUCUGAACCUCCCAAGCUGUUACUUGUGAUUGGUGCCUCUUGGUUUGUGGUUGGUCAAUACUGAGAAGAGUUUGCCUCUGUUUCAUAAUGCACCUUCCGCUUCUGUUGGUAUUAGAUUAUCCCUAGGCUGCUUCUUUGUCAGACUGAACAAACACAGCUCUAUCACCUGCUUCUCAAACAUCAUCCUCGAGGCUCCAGGCCAUUUUGGUGAAUUUCCGUGUUCUCAAAUUCCUUUUCAACUUGGGGGGCUUAAAAUAAGACACAGUAUUUGAGCUGCAGUCUCACCAGCAUUGAGUUUCCUUUGAUUGCACUCUUCUUGGCUUUCCCUGUUUGCAGUGAGAGCAGACUCUUGGCUCAUAUCCAGCUUGGCAAACAGUGUGAUCCCCGAGUCUAUCUCAGUAAGACGGUUGUUCAAUGGGUCUGUUCCCAGGCUCCACUGAGGCACCCCAGAGGCAGAAUUUUGCACUUCAUGAGGUUCCUGUUGACUUAUUUCUCAAGUAUAUCAAGGUCGAUCUGAAUUGAAUCUCAGUUUGGAGAGUCAAUUACUCUUCCUUGUUUAGUAUCAUCUGUAAAUUUUCUGAGAAUUCAUGCUGUCUUAUUGCUCAGGCUGCUGAUGAAUGUAUUGUAUGAUAUUGGCACCAGUAUCAGCCUUUGUGGUGCUUUUUACCUGCUACCAGCUGGAUGUUGAGCCAUCAAUUACUACCCUUUAAGCUCAGCAGUCCAGGCUGUUGUCACUCGGUAUAACAGGACAUUUCUCCAACCCAUGCCUUUUAAACUUGCUUAUGAGACUGUUGUGGGAAACCAGAUCAGUCCUCAUCACUAAAACCUGGCCUGUGAUUUCAUAUAUUUCUGGUUGACUUAUCAAGCAAAUAUUUGAAGUGUUAGUAAGCAGGGCUAACUUUAUGUAAGAAAAUUCAUGCAGGUAGAAUGGAGUUUGGCAUGUCCUUCAGUCUUCCAAGGGUGACACUAUUUUCUUUGGAGAAGUUCUAGUGCUGAGAAACAUGGCUUCAGUAAAAUAAGAUGUGACAUUCGGAAGCCCCAUAAAGAGUCCAUAUUCCUUAGUUUAAUAGAAAUAGAUGACUUUUUUAAUAAGUAAAUAAAGCUUGUAUGUUUAGAAUAUACAUAUUAUUCCUUUAAAACUAGGUAAGGUCACUAACUAAUUUUGUUUCAAGUAUAUUUUACUACCAUGUCUUAGCAGCUUCACUUUUAGAAAUACUGCAUCUAAAUCCUUCUGUUUCAAAAGACUGGAAUACACACUGUUGAGUAGGCAUUUCUAGCAGCUAAACAGUGCCUAAUGACAUGAGUCUUGUAUUGGUUUACAGACUCGUAAAAUCUUUCCCCAAACCAGCUUUAAGUAAUUUUUCCUGUUUAUAGUGGUGUUUGCUUACUUCAGUUUUUCAUAUUAUGGUGUUAUGAAUGUAUAUAUAUGUAUAUAGUUUUACUGCUCAGCAUUCAGUUAGUCUGAGAAUGAAAGAAUAACCAUAAUUUAAUCUUUUAGUCAACAUGCAGUGAAGGCAGGAACUUAAUAUUAAAUCUGGUUCUGGAAUGAUUUGUAAACAUGGACUCUCUGGUUUCAGUUUUGAAACAUGGAGUCAGUUUUCCACAAUUCUAAGUGGUCAAAAUUGGAGUAGCCAAUAAAUAUUUUGAUCUGAAUCGGGUAUCUGCCUCACUGGAUACAGCAUUUUCACAUAGCUUGCCAGCCACAGCCCGGUAGCCUGGAUCUGUGAUCAUACUCAAUUUCCAGAUGUUUUAAGGAAUUAAACAAUGGUCAACUUUGUCAUGUGAAAGAAGAGAACGAAUAGCCUUGGUAUUAUGGAGGUAAAGCUUGAAAACGAGACUGAUGGCUCUGAAACUGAGAAGCUGAACUCUUUUAUGCUGUUUUAUUUUUUCAGAGCUGGUCAACUGAACAUCUGGGGUUCAGUGAUGGGUUUAAAAGUCUGAGAGGCUUUUUUCUGCUUGGAGACCAUAGGAGUUCUAGAUUCAAUAUGUUUCUGCCAGAAAAGCUUUUUGGGCGAGAGGUUUGUGGUAAUAACUUCUGGUGUCAUACACAGUAAUUUCAUCAACGUAGCAUUAGAAUAAUGGAAGCUGACAUGAGCAACGGUAGCAAGAAGUAACUGGUAACCUGCAGUUCAUACACUGCGUUUAUCCAGGAGAUGUUUUGGGCACAGAUUUUGUUUAGGUCUUUUCUUUUUAUUUUGAUACUUUAAAAAUAAAACCGAUUUCAUCUAAUUGCUUUAGGCUUAUUAGGAAGGGGGCAAAGAGCUGAACAAAUACACUUUUUUGUAUCCUGGAAGCAGAUUGUUGAAGAUAAAGAUUUGCAGUCACAGCUCAGGCAGGAGAAAGAAGUAUUGGCAAAAAUCAUUAGGAGCAAAGUUUCUUCUGCUUUUCUUUGUGAAAUAAAUUAAAAUUUGACAUUGCCUUUGAGAUUUUUUUUAUGAAAUAACACUUUGAAGAGCUUUGUAGUGGCAGUGUGAAUUCAGUGCUUAGAAGCUGGUGCAGAGCAUGGGACAUCAGCCAGCACUUUCUGAUUGGAAAUUGGAUUAUGAGCUUUCUUUUGUUGUUCACCUCUGAUGCUUAUGUGGAAAAAUAGAUCUUCCCAGUGGUAUGAGACAGUGAAAUAAAGUGAAUGGGCAUAGAUGAGCACAGGUAGAUCUUGCAGGUAACUGGCUGAUUAGCAAGGCUGAUUUUUAAUGUAAUAACAUCUGGAAGUUGAUAGCCUUGUGCAGCUUGCAUUCAGAAAAUCUGUCUGUGGCAGAGCUUUUUGUUGCGUUUUAUUUUUUGUCCCCCCUCUUCCACCCUGUAAUUUAGUUUCACAACAUCUUGGCCUGGUGUUUUGGUUUUAACUGAAUGUGGUGAUUAAGGCUUUUGUUUAAGAGGAACAAAGGCAAGCAUGAAUUUAUCCUAAAACUCUACCUGUAUUCAAUAAUUCCUUUGAGUUCUAUAUUGGUGUUUUAUCUCUUCACUGGUGAGAGACAGGUAUAGGUAUGACAAAUAUCCCCCUUUUCUUCUUGAACAUUUUCUUAAACAUCUCAUGUGGAUUACUGUUCUUGGUAAAAUACGUUUUUUGACAUCGGUUCUUGUGAACACAUGAAAAAAACGCCCGCUGUUUGGAUCUUGCUUGUGAGCUUGCUGCUAAUUGGAAUUGCAGCAUGGGGAAUCGGCUUUGGCCUCAUCUCUAGUUUCAGAGUGGUUGGAGUGGUAAUUGCAGUAGGAAUCUUCCUUUUCCUUAUUGCCUUAGUUGGAUUGAUUGGUGCAGUGAAACAUCAUCAAGUCCUGCUAUUCUUUUACAUGAUUAUUCUUUUGCUAGUCUUUAUUGUCCAGUUUUCUGUCUCCUGUGCUUGUUUGGCACUGAACAAAGAACAGCAGAGUCAGCUUCUGGAGGUGGGAUGGAAUAACACUAAGAGCGCGAGAACAGAUAUUGAGAGAAAUCUGAAUUGUUGUGGAUUCAGAGUUUUUGAUCCAAAUGAAACCUGCUCCUCUGACUGUUUUAGAAGUCACCAGUGUCAACCAUGUGCACCAAUAAUAGAAGAAUAUUCUCAAAUGGUGCUGAGAUUUGUUGGAGGCAUAGGACUCUUCUUCAGUUUCACAGAGAUUCUGGGAGUCUGGCUGACGUAUCGCUACAGGAACCAAAAGGAUCCCCGUGCAAACCCUAGUGCAUUUCUUUGAGUUUAUAAAGGACCGAAUCUUCUCUCUGCACCCUCCACUUCAAAAUACUGAUUCUCCAUAGUUUGGUAUUUCUUCAUUACAGGAAUUCUACAUGUACCCAAAAGAAAACUUGAUUUCCAUAAGAAAAUUACAGCUUUCAUAUUUAAUUUCCCACUGUUUUUCUUCUAAGAAUCUCUAUAUUGAAGUAGACUGGUGCAUUCAGUAGCUGGGCUGAGUCAAACUGCUGCCCUGAGCUGAUUAAAUUAAGACUUUGGUAAUUGAUGUGGUGAACUCUAUAUGCAGUGAGAUUUAUAGCACUACUGGCUUCUCUGGUGUCCGAAAUACCCAAAAGUGUUUUCUGCUGUAUUAAUUGAUUGCAAAAUUUCACAUUUCCUCAUUAAAAUGUUAAAAUAUAUAAUGGCUGGUUGGACUGAAUAAUUUGAUUAGUCAUUAAGGCAUUAGGAUGAAAUCUAGUCAACUUCUUUGGCUUGGUAAUGGUCUCCCACUUUCUAGUUAGGGUGAAAAUAGAAGGUAAAGAUGUUAUUUUAUGUGGUGCACGUAAGUGUAUGUCAGUGACUACUGUAGUCUUCAUCCCAGUCCCCCUUCCCUGUUUGUUUUGGCUUUCUGGUAGCUUUAGAAUUUUGUUGAGAAUGAAUAUAAUUCUUUACUUUUAAAUAGAUAUCUUCACUAUGAGAAGAAUGGAUGAAGAAAACCAGGAGAAUGUAAUCUGCAGCUGAUUAACUUGAAACUUUUCUUUCUUGACAAGUGAAUGAAGCUUGGUAUUUGCACAACAUCAGAAUCAGUAGUGGUCUGUUGUCGUUAAUGUAAGAAACUUGAUGUCUGGAAGUUGUUGUACAGCUAUUUUUUUCAGAUGGCGUAAAAUUAUUGUUGUAAUAACUCAGCAGUGUAUAUUCCUCUGUCAUCAAACUAACAGUUGAUUUCAUGAGAGAUUGAACGAUGUAU
Molecule: messenger RNA, 4755 nt
Organism: Cuculus canorus (common cuckoo)
Lineage: Eukaryota; Metazoa; Chordata; Aves; Cuculiformes; Cuculidae
Gene: TSPAN13
Product: tetraspanin 13
Exons: 6
Coding region: 3235-3813 (192 amino acids)
Cellular component (GO): membrane
Source: RefSeq, a predicted model, not a curated record